CAAUUGCAGGAAUGAAAGUGAAGAUGAAGAGGAUCGGGAGUGCUUAAAACAGGCCAUUACUGCUCUUCUGAACCUGCAGUGCAGCAUGGAGCGCAUUUACAGCAAACACUCCCCGAGACGUCGGCCCGGGGAGCCAGUCUGUCGCUUCUAUAACCGACAAAUAAGAAGCAAGCACUUGGCCAUCAAGAAAAUGAAUGAAAUCCAGAAGAAUAUUGACGGCUGGGAAGGCAAAGAUAUCGGGCAGUGCUGUAAUGAAUUCAUAAUGGAAGGUGGCUUGACGAAAAUAGGAGCCAAACAUGAACGGCACAUCUUUCUGUUUGAUGGUUUAAUGAUCAGCUGUAAAACAAAUCACGGUCAGUCACGGCUUCCCGGUUACAGCAAUGCGGAGUAUAGACUGAAGGAAAAAAUUGUCAUGAGGAAAAUACAAAUUAUUGAUAAAGAUGACACACCUGAAUACAAACAUGCUUUUGAACUGGUAUCUAAAGAUGAAAACAGUAUACUGUUUGCUGCCAAGUCAGCUGAAGAGAAGAGUAAUUGGAUGGCCGCUCUGAUUUCCCUCCAGUAUCGCAGUACUCUCGAUAGGAUGCUUGAUUCGGUGUUACUGCAAGAAGAAAAUGAACAGCCGCUGAGGCUACCCAGCCCAAACGUGUAUCGGUUUGUAGUGGAAGACUCUGAAGAUAACAUUGUUUUUGAGGACAACUUGCAAAGCAGGAACGGCAUUCCUAUCAUUAAAGGAGGCACGGUUGUGAAAUUAAUUGAAAGGUUAACGUACCAUAUGUAUGCAGAUCCUAAUUUUGUACGUACUUUCCUUACCACCUACCGGUCCUUUUGCAAGCCCCAGGAACUGCUGAGUUUACUGAUUGAAAGGUUUGAAAUCCCAGAGCCUGAGCCUACUGAAGCAGACAGGCUGGCAAUCGAGAAAGGGGAGCAGCCCAUCAGCGCAGACCUUAAGCGAUUUCGCAAGGAAUAUGUCCAGCCAGUACAACUCAGAAUAUUAAAUGUUUUUCGUCACUGGGUAGAGCACCAUUUUUACGAUUUUGAAAGAGAUCUGGAGUUACUAGAGAGAUUGGAGACGUUUAUUUCCAGUGUAAGAGGAAAAUCCAUGAAGAAGUGGGUGGAGUCAAUUGCUAAAAUCAUCAAGAGAAAGAAAGCUCAAGCAAAUGGAAUUAGCCACAACAUCACCUUUGAAAGCCCACCUCCCCCAAUCGAGUGGCACAUUUGGCGUGUUGGGCACAGUGAAACGCUGGACCUCAUGACUCUGCAUCCUAUAGAAAUUGCUCGACAGCUGACACUUCUCGAGUCCGACCUUUAUAGGGCAGUGCAGCCUUCUGAACUUGUUGGUAGUGUGUGGACUAAAGAAGAUAAGGAAAUUAACUCCCCAAAUCUAUUGAAAAUGAUUCGUCAUACUACAAAUCUUACUCUUUGGUUUGAAAAGUGCAUAGUGGAAACUGAGAACUUUGAAGAGCGAGUGGCUGUGCUGAGUAGGAUUAUAGAAAUCCUGCAGGUUUUUCAAGAUCUGAAUAAUUUCAAUGGUGUUUUGGAGAUCGUCAGUGCAGUGAACUCUGUGUCAGUGUACAGACUAGAUCACACGUUUGAGGCACUACAGGAAAGAAAAAAAAGAGUUUUGGAUGAAGCAGUAGAAUUAAGUCAAGAUCAUUUUAAAAAGUAUCUAGCUAAGCUCAAGUCAAUCAAUCCACCCUGUGUGCCUUUCUUUGGAAUAUACCUAACAAAUAUUUUGAAGACAGAAGAAGGGAAUCCUGACUUCCUUAAAAGACAAGGGAAAGAAUUAAUUAACUUCAGUAAGAGGAGGAAAGUGGCUGAAAUUACAGGAGAAAUUCAGCAGUAUCAAAACCAGCCUUACUGUUUACGGAUAGAGCCAGAAAUUCGGAAAUUCUUUGAAAAUCUCAAUCCUAUGGGGAAGAUACCAGAAAAAGAGUUUACAGAUUAUCUGUUCAACAAGUCAUUAGAAAUUGAACCUCGAAACUGCAAGCAACCGCCUAGAUUUCCUAGAAAAACAACAUACCCCCUGAAAUCUCCCGGGAUAAGGCCCAAUACCGGCAGACAUGGCUCCACCUCUGGCACCUUGAGAAGUCAUCCAUUGCCACUUGAAAAGGAACCAAGUAAGAUAAGUUUCAGUAGAAUCACUGAGACAGAGCAUGAAUCAACAGUAUCGGCACCAACUUCUCCGAACACACCGUCUACACCGCCGGUGUCUGCUUCUUCAGAGUUCAGUGUGUUCUUAGACAUUGAUCUCAACAGUUCCUAUGGUAACAAUAGCAUCUUUGCUCCCGUCAGUUUGCCACAGUCGAAGACUUUCUUCAGCUCAUGGGGUAGCUUUCCUAAACUAAGUGAUGAGCCUCAAAACCCUCCUCCACUUCCUCCACGAAAAAAGAUGGAUCAGGAUGCUUCUAAUGCUAAGGGAAGUUUAAAGUUGGAUGAUGAUCCUCCAGCAAUUCCACCUCGGCAGCCACCGCCUCCAAAGAUCCAGCCUCGUGCUCCUGCUUACACUAACCCCUUUGACCAGCCACUGCACAGUCCUCCUCCUCCACCCCCCCGGGACCCUCUUCCGGAUACUCCACCACCAGUACCGCUCCGCCCGCCCGAACACUUUAUCAACUGCCCUCUAAACCUCCAGCCACCACCCCUGGGACGCUUACACAGAGAUCCCGACUGGUUCCGGGAGGCAAGCACAGGCCCCAGCUCUCCCAGCACCCCUCCCAGCACGCCCUCUCCCAGGGUACUGCGCCGCUGCUGCGUGAUCAGCGCCAGUCACAACAACCUGGUCCACCCGCCUGCGCCCCCCAUCCCACCCCGGCACAAUUCGAGCCCUCAGUUACCAAAACUGCCACCAAAGACUUACAAAAGGGAGCUCUCCCACCCUCCUUUGCACAGACUGUCUUUGCUAGAAAAUGCAGAAACUCCUCAAUGACCUUAGCCAUAGUAGUCAUUGACACUGGAAUAGUAUUUGUAAAGUUCCUUUUUUUUUUUAUUUAUUCAAAAAAGGCAGUGUAUUUUAGUACUUUCACAAAUUAUGCUCUUAAAGUGCUGCUGAUCAAAAAAAAAAGUUUAAAUUGGAAAAAUAAGACUACACACACUCUAGCCUGCGUCUGUUCGACAGCAUUACCCUCAGGUGAUCAGCAGCAUUGCCUUGUUUCACAUCCUCAGUGCCGACAGU
Cariama cristata (Red-legged seriema) is the source of this 3175-nucleotide messenger RNA. It is a transcript of the gene SOS2, whose product is annotated as son of sevenless homolog 2 (Drosophila). Gene Ontology annotation, molecular function: guanyl-nucleotide exchange factor activity. The transcript is spliced from 15 exons. The record is from RefSeq and is a predicted model, not a curated record. The annotation marks the transcript as partial. Gene Ontology annotation, cellular component: plasma membrane. Gene Ontology annotation, biological process: positive regulation of GTPase activity; Ras protein signal transduction. NCBI's taxonomy places the organism in Eukaryota, Metazoa, Chordata, Aves, Cariamiformes, Cariamidae.